Molecule: messenger RNA, 1137 nt
Organism: Daphnia pulicaria
Lineage: Eukaryota; Metazoa; Arthropoda; Branchiopoda; Diplostraca; Daphniidae
Product: fatty acid hydroxylase domain-containing protein 2-like
Exons: 5
Coding region: 128-1045 (305 amino acids)
Biological process (GO): sterol biosynthetic process
Molecular function (GO): iron ion binding; C-4 methylsterol oxidase activity
Source: RefSeq, a predicted model, not a curated record
AAAAAGCGUACAAGGGAAGGAAACUUGCCCAAGACGCAGCCCCUGGUUCGAGUCUUGGCUUCAGUCGCACUCAGGUGUUCCAGUUGUGUUGGUCAGUUUUCAGGAUUCUAACACACAUAUAGGCAGAAUGAAAACCGGUCAGCCUCUAUCCAAGUCCAGUGGUGACAAGUGGUUAUUUACAUACAGUGUCAUUACGGUUCUUCUGGUGUGCACGAGCCUGUCAUCUUCGUGGCAUUACCUGAAGUCUGGAUGGGACGACAUUGGAAUGUGGGUGCAACAUUUAUGGGAACAAACUCUCGAUUGGAUUGGAGAUGAUGGUUUCAAGCUCUACGUUUACGGGAUGAACGGUUGGAACAUUGUCUUGUACUGGACGGUCGGAUUGGCCCUUUUAUUCUUAGAAAUGUCCACCUGGCCAAAAUGGCUCAAUCGUUAUAAAAUCCAACCAACUGUUACAGUUGACAGGAAACGUCUCACAUCGUUAAUUGCGUUGAACUUGUUCAAUCAAUUCUUCGUGGCUGUUCCGUUCUCCAUCGUCGGUUAUUACGUCCUGAAAUUCCAAGGAACGUCACCACCAAUCCGAGAAUUGCCGACAUUAAUGCGAUUGGUUGUCAGUUUAGCCAUUUUCGUUGUCCUCCAAGAAAUCUUUGCUUAUUACACUCACAGAAUGUUUCAUCACCGGCUGCUGUACAAGUGGACUCACAAGGUGCACCACGAAUGGCAGGCCCCAAUCGCCCUGUCCGCCUAUUACAAUCACCCGUUAGACCAUUUGAUUGGCAACAUUUUACCGUCUACUGUAGGCGCUUCGUUGAUUAAUGCCCACUUUUUCACCACUUGGAUUUGGUUAACAUGGGCGACUUUAAGGACUCUGUCAGAUCACAGCGGUUAUCACGUGUUAACAUUUCCAUCUCCGAGACGUCACGAUUUCCACCAUCUGAAAUUCACGGAAUGUUUCGGGGUAUGGGGCCCCCUCGAUUACCUGCACGGUACCGAAAAGCUGUUCCAAGCGAAUUUAGCUUCAUUGAAAGCCAAGAAAAAUUCUCAAUAGUCUGUUUAAUUCAGUCAAGUUUUUAGUUUUUUACCAGUAUUCUUCAAUACGUAUGACGCUGCACCGCAUAAUAAAGAAAUUUUUUAAUAUUC